Molecule: messenger RNA, 3291 nt
Organism: Microthlaspi erraticum
Lineage: Eukaryota; Viridiplantae; Streptophyta; Magnoliopsida; Brassicales; Brassicaceae
Source: the annotation of a GenBank genome assembly
AUGGCGCUUGGGGUUGGCCGUUGUUUACUGGAGAAGAGAAAAGGGCAUAAAAGGGAUCGUGAAUCCUAUUCGUACCAGAGUUUCUCUCCUUUCCUCUGCCGAUUUCUCUCCAAGGCGGUCUGUUUCUUUUCUCUCUUUUUCUCCUUCUCCCUAAAAUCUAGGGCUCCCCAGAGUCUUUACUCUUUCCUAACUUCUUCUCUGUCGUCAAAAUUUGCCGUUUUUGACACACAGAGGAAAAAGUGCUCUCUCGGUUUCUCUGGUGGGUUUGGGUUCCCUUCAAUUUCUCGGAUUUUCUCGCUUUCGUCCGACUCCACUUGUGAUAUGACGAUCCCUGACUCUGAAUCAAUGUCGGAGGUCCAAGUUUCUGACUUUCCGUGCACUCCAGAGGAAGAGAGACGCAUUGUUGCAGAGCUUCUUAAUAGCGAAGCGGAGGCUGAUUUGAAAGAGGGAAACGUUUACUUCGUCAUCUCAAACAGGUGGUAUAAGCUCUGGCAGAGCUUUGUUGGGCAGCUAAAAGAAGAAUUUCCUUGUGGAGAGCGUUUACAAGUUACUAGGCCCGGACCAAUUGACAAUCGUGAUAUCAUUGUAACCGAAAGUGACGCUAGUGAUCCGGAGGUUCUUAAGACGAUGGAGGAAGAGGUUGACUACGUUCUAGUUCCUGGAAAAGUUUGGGAAAAACUCGUGGAAUGGUAUAAAGGAGGUCCUCCAAUACAGAGGAAGUUGAUCUCUCUAGUUCAAGGGUUUAACUCUAAGAGCUAUUGUGUGGAGGUUUUCCCACUCUGCCUUAAAUUGACAGACCGUAGAGACGGAAGUUGUACCAUUAUAAAGAUGAGCAGAACGGCUUCUAUUAGUCAACUCUAUGAGACGGUUUGUGCUUUAAAAGAGGUGCCAAAAGAAAAGGCACGCAUCUAUGAUUACUUCACAUGGACGAAAGGCGACCUCUUGGAUCCUUCAUCUGACAAAAACCUGGAGGAAGCGACACUUGUAGCAGCCCAUGAUAUUCUUCUUGAAGUUAAUGGUUUUGUGUCUUCUCCAAUUGACACGAGCUCGGCGGGAAAGGAGUUAGCUCUGAUACCUUCAGACCCUACGAGGUCAGAUACUACGGAUAUUAUGCUUGGUGGAGGAACCUCAUCCAAUGGUCAUUCAAACGGUUCCAUAUUUAGAUUUUGGAGAAACAAUUGGGAAGAUGAUGAUUGUGAUUUCGCAAGUUCUUUUGGGAAAGCAAAAAGUAGAGGUUUAGUAGGAUUGCGGAACUUGGGAAAUACAUGUUUCAUGAAUAGCACUCUUCAAUGUAUGGCCCAUACACCUCCUAUCGUCGACUACUUUCUGCAAGAUUACAGCAAUGACAUAAAUGCAGAGAAUCCUCUAGGAAUGAAGGGUGAGCUUGCGAAUGCAUUUGGGGGGCUUCUGAGAAAAUUGUGGUCAUCAGGAGUGGAUACAGUUGCGCCACGCUGUUUUAAGUCAAAAUUGGCUCGAUUUGCACCACAGUUUAGUGGCUAUAACCAGCAUGAUUCUCAAGAAAUGCUUGCUUUCUUAUUGGAUGGGCUCCAUGAAGAUCUGAACAAGGUGAAACGAAAACCUUACAUUGAAGCUAAAGAUUCAGAUAGUCGUCCAGAUGAUGAAGUAGCUGAAGAGUUGUGGAAAUAUCACAAGGCCAGAAAUGACUCUGUGAUAGUUGAUGUCUGCCAAGGACAAUACAAGUCAACACUAGUCUGCCCAGAUUGUGGAAAAAUCUCAAUCACAUUUGAUCCUUUCAUGUACUUAACUUUGCCGGUGCCAUCAAGUCGCACUCGAUCAAUGACAGUUGCGGUGUUUUACGGCGAUGAAAGCCGUCUCUGGACUCCAUACUCUGUAAUUGUUCCUAAAGAUGGUACUUGUAGAGAUCUAAUUAAUGCAUUAGGCACUGCUUGCGGCUUGAACGAUGACGAAUGGCUUUUACUCACAGAGUUAUUUGGUCACAAGGUCUAUAAAUAUUUUGAAAACCAGUUUGAUGCACUGAGUGGGAUUAAAGGCAAUGACUAUAUUGUGGCAUAUCGGUUCAACAAAAUGGACAAAGGACCAGGAAAAGCCAGAGUUGAAAUUCUUCAUGGGGAGUUUGAAAAGAGUUGUUAUGGCAUUAGUAGUAUCUAUGGCAGCGACACAAAAUUUUUUGGAACUCCACUUGUCACUUAUAUCGACGCAGAACAACACAGUGGAACUGACAUUGAUGCAAUUGUCUCUAAAUCGCUGUCACCUCUACACCGUGUUCAUUUGCCAUCUACAACAGUUCCUAAUGGAAACGAAGAUUGCCACGUUCCUGAUGUUGCAGAUGAAACAUCCGGAAGCUUAUCAUCUGGUGACACUGAGACAGAGGAGAAUGGAGUUGCUGAUAGAAAGUUAUCACUUAGCCUCUCAAUUCAAAAUUACUCGCAUUCCAGUUCCAGGCCACUUAAGCCCGAUUCAGUUGUGACUCCUGGUAGUUAUACUGUCACGAAGAUUGUAGUCAAGUGGAGCGAGGCAGAGCAUGAAAAAUAUGAUUCCAGCUGCUUGACCGGUCUCCCUCCGGUUCUCAAAACAAGUAACUCGGUGAAGAAAUCAUGGGAAGAGGAGACAUCUUUGUUUAAGUGCUUGGAAGCGUUUUUAGCUGAAGAGCCUCUUGGACCAGAUGAUAUGUGGUAUUGUCCUGUUUGCAAAGAACACAGACAGGCGAAGAAGAAGCUAGACUUGUGGAAGCUGCCCGAUGUUCUUGUGAUCCACCUGAAACGUUUCACGUAUUGCAGAUAUUUAAAGAACAAGAUUGACUUGUUUGUGGAUUUCCCGGUUCACGGUCUUGAUCUGAGCAAGUACGUGAAGAGCAAAGACGGCCAGACGCAUCUUUACGAGCUGUAUGCUAUUAGCAAUCAUAAGGGUGGCAUGGGAGGUGGUCACUACACUGCUUACGCUAAGUUGAUGGAUGAGAACAAAUGGUAUUGCUUUGAUGAUAGCUUCGUAGGACCUAAAAAUGAAUCCGAUAUCAAGAGUUCGGAUGCAUAUGUUUUGUUCUAUCGAAGAGUGACAAGUGAACCAGAGACAUCGAAAAUGGAGGAGGACUCAGCUGCAUCGAAAAUGGAGGAGGAGGACUCAGUUGCAUCGAAAAUGGAGGAUGAUUCAGUUGCUGCACCAAAGAUGGAGGAGGUUUCAGUUGCAUCGAAAAUGGAGGAUGAUUUAGUUGAACCAAAAAUGGAGGAUGAUUCAGUUGCUGCAACAAAAAUGGAGGAUGAUUCAGUUGCUGCAUCGAAAAUGGAGGAGGAUGAUCAAGAUCUCUUUCUUUGA